AUGGAAAAAUCAUGCCAGUCACUUGUAAGAAAUACAAUUUAAUGUAAAUGAUGUAUGAAUAAUUUUACUGUAUUCUUUCCUGUUCCAGCGGCUGCUCAGGAAAACCCUCGUGAGAAACACGUGAGCGGGAAGAAGAGCAACACGACAGACUCAUGCGUUCCUGAGAGCCAGCUGCUGCUCGAGUGUCUGGCUGGCUUUGCUCUGGUCGUCAGCAGUGACGGGAUGGUGUUCUACGCAUCAUCCACCAUCGUCGACUACCUGGGCUUCCACCAGACGGAUGUGAUGCAUCAGAAUGUGUUUGAUUACAUUCACGUGGACGACCGGCAGGAGUUCAGACGGCAGCUGCACUGGGCCAUGAACCCUUCGACCCAAAGCCCGGAUCAGCAGUUCCCCAGCGGCACGGGUGAAGAUUUUGUGGUCAGCUCGUUGUUUGAGUCCGUGGAGGCGGGUGGCGUUGCUCCAGAGUUCUCCUGCUUCCUGAACCGAUGUUUUAUCCUGCGAGUUCGCUGCUUACUGGACAGCACGUCUGGAUUUCUGACGAUGCAGUUCCAGGGCAGCCUGAAGUUCCUGCAGGGCCAGCGGAGGAGGACGGGGUCGGGGGCGAGUCUCCCCCCUCAGCUGGGGCUGUUCUGUGUGGCCGUGCCCCUCGGGCCCCUCGGGCCCUCCAGCGCCGAGCUGAGGGUGAAGACCGGCCUGGUGAAGGGCAAACACAAGAACCCUGUUCUCUCCUCGCUAGAGCACAAUGACAGAGACGAUCCUCUCAGACGGACACACACGAUCCCCUCCUCAGACGUGAAGUGCCGGAUUGACGCUCAGUACGGGCCGGACGAGCCUCUGAACUUCUGCAAGUCUGUGUCGAGUGUCCCGAAGCUCCAGAACCUGGACUGUGGCGUGUGGCCCGUGAGAAGCUCCUCGGCCCGCCUGGGUCACGGGCUCGAGCUCGCCGCGAGGAAGCACACACACUACGGGAAACCGUAUCGCCCGGGCCCCGGAUACUACAGCACCAGGGCCGAGGCGUUCGUGCCGAAGACGUACGGGAGCGUCUCGCACAGCGACUACGACCCGGACGCCAUCAAGAGCGAGAGCUUCUGCUACGCCGGCCCCGGCGAGGGCUUCGACACACACCUGGUGCCGGAGCCGCCCAUUAAGGUGGAGCAGGACUCGGACUCGGAGAACGGCUGUGACGUGUUCGGGCGAUACGCGUGCGGCUUCGAGAGCGUGCCGAUGAAAGCAGAGUGUGUGUAUGGCGAGGUGUUCUCCUGUCAGCGCAUGAAGGGAACGCCGUACGGGAGCCCGUAUCCCAGCGCUUACGGCGGCCCGGCCCGGCCUCUGAAGUGUGUGCUGAACAGAGACUCGCUGCACACACACGGGCCGCUGAACACACACGGCGACGCCUGCGCUGACGUCUACAGAGGGUUCGUGCAGCACGACUAUAAGGCGGCCUACGAGUGCAAAGGGCCCGGGCUCCUUCAGGGCAUCAAGCAGGAGCCGGCGGAUCCUCCGCACUGGAACGCGAUGAGCAACGGCGUGAUGAGCGGCGCUAACAAGGCCGACCCGUACGCCUUCAUGCAGUAGCGCUUCUGGAACUGGGUCCAGCCCACCAGCGCUCGCUUCCAGCACACACGGCUAAACAUUCUUACAUCACGAUUCAUUUACUGGAGAAGCACAAUGCCUGAAGAUGUUAAGUCUUGUUUAAUGAAAACUGUAUCAAGAUUAAGUGAGUUUGU
Rhinichthys klamathensis goyatoka is the source of this 1727-nucleotide messenger RNA. RefSeq names its product aryl-hydrocarbon receptor repressor a (gene ahrra). Lineage: Eukaryota; Metazoa; Chordata; Actinopteri; Cypriniformes; Leuciscidae. Gene Ontology annotation, cellular component: aryl hydrocarbon receptor complex; nucleus. The transcript is spliced from 6 exons. Gene Ontology annotation, biological process: regulation of transcription by RNA polymerase II. The coding region runs from base 55 to 1575 and encodes 506 amino acids. Gene Ontology annotation, molecular function: nuclear receptor activity; transcription cis-regulatory region binding. The record is from RefSeq and is a predicted model, not a curated record.